GGGAAAGGGACCGAUUGCCAUCGACCUCUGCCCAGGUAAGCAGAGGGUACUGCCUCAUUAGGAGAAGCGAGCAGACCCCGCAAGGGACUACUCGUGGCAGGAUUGGGCGAACAGUCUAAAUGUCAAGCAGUCAUGAUAGGAAGACCGUCUUCACGGUAUGGGCCGUUUAGGCCCGAGCAGAAAGUUCCCUGCAGCAGGUCCAAGCAUCAUGGGUCGCCUCAGCGUCCCAUUUGCCGGGAGCAAUUGAAUCGUACCUACCGGUUUCCAUUCCCGUAUACGUUCGGCAAUCAUCAGAUAGUACGGAUGAUGGGUCUUGGUCUAUCAGUUGCCUUAUGCAGUGCCAGCAAAAGCAACGGACCCAGUGGUUUGGGCCGAAGUCCCGGCUGCAGAAUGUCGCCCGGGGGAAAAUCAGUCAAUGUUAUUGGCAAGGGAUUGACAUCCUUCGGACCUGUCAUUGGCAGGGGGGGUCAAAGGGCCAUCUGGAACCCCUCUGCAGAAGCCACGGCAAUUCAUUCGCGGGCAGUUAGACCGGCCGUUGCUGCCAACGGUCAAGUGUCGUCGAGCCACCGGAGCAAAGGUCCUGUGCCCACUGUCCAGGUGAUCGGUUCUGACCGAUGACGAGUGAGGAGGAGGAGCAGCGGAGGCGGAAAAAGCGAAUGAGGGGAAAAGAGAUGGGGUGGGGGUGUUGAUGGAGAAAGCAAAUAAUGUACGGAGGAGUAGGUAGU
Messenger RNA from Aspergillus sclerotioniger CBS 115572, 725 nucleotides. RefSeq lists its product as uncharacterized. The record is from RefSeq and is a predicted model, not a curated record. The coding region runs from base 133 to 618 and encodes 161 amino acids. The transcript has a single exon. NCBI's taxonomy places the organism in Eukaryota, Fungi, Ascomycota, Eurotiomycetes, Eurotiales, Aspergillaceae.